GGAGAGAAGGAAAAUCUCACCUUGCGGGGGAUCUCACUGUGUGUCAGAACCCUUUUAUCCGAACCUUGGUGUUUGCGUGUGCAGCAUAAUUUGAAGGCGAAAUGAAAAGGCAUUCAAUUGAACUCUCUCUGAUGCUGCAGCUGCCAGCGAGGAGAAUCACAACAAUAUACAUGUCAUGACAACGGGCACAGGGAUAGAAGAUACUCUCUUCACGAAUUAUACAAAGAUAGGCACAGAUUACAAGGACAGGCACAACCUUUCCACCGACCCUUUUGAUCCAAUGCAGCAAGACCGAAUCUUCCUCAAAAUGCCGAGAGACGAGCGUGCCUGUAUCCCAAACGACGGCUCUUGCAUUCAGGAGUGCACACAUGUUUCUCUUUGGCAACUGAUUGAAGGCUCGAUUGUAUACGCGUGUAUCCAUCCAGCUUUUCAUGGACGGGAGCAAUGUCAGUUACAGUGUGCAUACUACACUCAGAAACGACCUGCCGCGGUGCCGAGCUCGUCCAAUGCUCUCGUCAAAGUUUUGUUAAAUAUUCAUCCCCGGACUCUACCCACCCUUAUUGUGAAGACUGCCUGCGCACCGGGGGGCGUGUUUUAUGUUCGCAUCACUAUCGAUGACGACUGCCGACACGAGGGAUGGUGUGGCGCUGGAUAUUGCUCCCUGUCCCUGCAAGGUGGUAGAUUCUACCAGAUUGAACAGAUCUGGACAGGUCACUCUAUCAGGGACCAUACUAAUUGAUCGUGUGCCUUGGCCCUCUUACGAACCAAAUCUACGGAGUAUCUACGAGCUGAACGCCGUGAUGUCAGGGCUUUUCACCGCGAG
Messenger RNA from Guyanagaster necrorhizus, 823 nucleotides. RefSeq lists its product as uncharacterized. The transcript has 7 exons. Lineage: Eukaryota; Fungi; Basidiomycota; Agaricomycetes; Agaricales; Physalacriaceae. The record is from RefSeq and is a predicted model, not a curated record. Bases 176 to 739 code for a protein of 187 amino acids.